Molecule: messenger RNA, 387 nt
Organism: Desarmillaria tabescens
Lineage: Eukaryota; Fungi; Basidiomycota; Agaricomycetes; Agaricales; Physalacriaceae
Exons: 5
Coding region: 1-387 (128 amino acids)
Source: RefSeq, a predicted model, not a curated record
AUGAGCGAGAGAAUGGCCAGCAUACAUCCGACAUCUGGGAUCGUGAGCCCGUGCUAUAAGUGGCGGGAACUUUAUGGCAUCAAAUUCGGGGGGAACAGAGACUGGAAGCGAGGUGCGGACUUAGCGGAGUUCGCCGCUAACCGCCCUCUGCAUGAAGCCGCACCCUUUAUACGCCUUGUCCGUGUCCUCCUCCGCGCCUGUCCAUCACGCCCCAUCGGCCAAGCAUCCUCGGUAGUCGUGGUGGUCACCGUCCUUGCGAGGUUUGGAGGGGAUGACGACAAGAAGGAAAAACCCAGCAAUAGAUCUACAUUCCGAGUCGGUGAGAUUUACCUCUUCUACGAUGAAGAGCAACUCAACUUGAAUCCGUCACAGGCGCAGGUAGUCUGA